AUGGCUUCAGAACCCAGUCUUUGCGGCAACGGCUGCGGAUUCUACGGCUCCCCUCAAACCAACAACCUCUGCUCCAAGUGUUACAAGGACUCCCAGAAGAAGCAACAACCCAAACCCCCCGUCACCGCCGUUUCUUCAACCGCCGCCGCCACUGACGACGUCGUCUCCUCCCAGCUGGCCGCAGCUAAGUCGGACUCGGCCACGGAUAACAGCGGCGGCGGGGUGAAUAAUAAGGGGAAGAGCCGGUGCAAGGCGUGCAACAAGAAGGUCGGCCUGCUGGGUUUCGCCUGCCGGUGCGGCGGCGUGUUCUGCGGGUCCCACCGGUACGCCGAAGAGCACGGGUGCAGCUUUGACGUCAAGGGAAUAGCGCGCGAGAUUUUGGUGAAGCAGAACCCGCUCUGCAAGGGCGAUAAAUUGGAGUUCAGGAUUUGA
This is a messenger RNA of Linum tenue, 432 nucleotides long. The record is from the annotation of a GenBank genome assembly. Lineage: Eukaryota; Viridiplantae; Streptophyta; Magnoliopsida; Malpighiales; Linaceae.